This is a messenger RNA of Sphaerulina musiva SO2202, 2639 nucleotides long. RefSeq lists its product as uncharacterized. Gene Ontology annotation, molecular function: microtubule binding; GTPase activity; GTP binding. The record is from RefSeq and is a predicted model, not a curated record. Gene Ontology annotation, cellular component: membrane; microtubule; cytoplasm. Lineage: Eukaryota; Fungi; Ascomycota; Dothideomycetes; Mycosphaerellales; Mycosphaerellaceae. The transcript is spliced from 3 exons. The coding region runs from base 1 to 2391 and encodes 796 amino acids.
AUGACCGAUGCGACCUCAAUCGAUGCCACCGGCGCGAACGCGCCAGACCCCCUUUACCUCUUCGGGCGCAAGGGGCGCCAACUCAUCCAGAAGAUGCAAGAGCUGCAGUGCUUAGGCAUUGACGCGACUUUGCCAUCUCUGCCCAAGGUGGUCUGUAUUGGAGACCAGUCCGCAGGAAAAUCUUCCAUCAUCGAGGCCAUGAGCGACAUCACCUUGCCGCGUAGUGAGGGAACUUGCACCAGAUGCCCAUUCCGCAUCACCACUCACGCCAGUGAGCCAGACGUUUCGAAGUGGAGUUGCACAAUCAGUCUGCAGUUCGCCUACUCAUACCUGCCUGGCUACGCGGACAGUAGCGCCGGGCUACCCGGCUGGAAGAAAUAUGGCGAUAUUCAGGUCGAGGAGUUUGCUAGAAUUACAAGCAAAUCUGAGCUAGAGCUCAACCUCCGGCGCGCCCAGAUUGCCAUCUUGAAUCCGAACAGGUCCUGGCGCCACUGUGUUCAUCUCACUAUGGCGGAUGUGGAAAAAGCCGAAUUCCAGGUCGACUUCGCCCCAAAUGUUAUCUGCUUGGAAAUCACAGCCCCCGACCUGCUAGAGAUGGCCUUCUACGAUCUUCCUGGAGCUAUCAAUGUCAAGGAAGAUGCGUCUGACGACUACCUUGCAGAGUUCGUCGAGGCGGUCUUGAAGAAUUACAUCGCCGAUGAGGAAGCCCUGAUUGUCAUUGCGUGUCCGGCAAAUCAGGACUUUCACAACGGCAUUGCCUUCAAAUAUCUUCGCAAAUACAAGGCUAUUGGUCGCGCGAUAGGCGUGCUCACGAAGCCGGAUCUUGUCGAUGCUUUGACGACCAGGCGCUUGGAGUCCUUCGAAAAUAUGUUCAGCGCAAAAGCCUUUUCAGUCGAAGGAGGGUGGUACAUGACGAGGCAAUUGUCUCAGGCUCAGCUGAACGCGGCCAACUGUCUGACAUAUCAAGAGGCUCGUGCGCAGGAGGCGACGUUCUUCUCGCAGCCACCCUGGAGCACGCAAUUCUCGAUGUACGCAGACCGCUUUGGCAUCAGCAAUCUGCAGGAGGCGAUAUCGCGGAAACAUAUUGGGCACAUUCUCAGGAGUUUGCCGAAAAUUGUCCAGCGCGUACAGGAACGACUGACGGAUGUUCAGCAGCAAUUGAGAGAAUACCCAAGCAAGCCUACGAACCCAGGACUAGAGCUCAUCUACGAUGUCGAUAAGGUGGUUACUGCAGUUGUCGCUCAAUGUAGCGCGGACAGCAAGUCUAGCCCCUUUCGCGGAGCUCAGAGGGGUAAUCUCAUGAACUUCAGGAAGCAGCUCGCCGCUAUAGCUCCUAGAGUGGAGUUGUCGACCCCCGGAUACGUGAAGCCAAGUAUUUCGAUUACGGACUCUGACGAGGAAAAGAUGGACAACACACCUUCGAAGCGCUUCCGAGGUGAGAACGGACGUGCUCAGAGUGUUACUCCGAGACGGCCAGCUCCAGCCUGCAGUGCGUCUGUUCGCACUCCUACUGCAUCUGGCAGCAAGCGCAAAAUGGCACGACCUCCAGUUCCGGAGACUGGCGUUUCUGCUACUACGUUUCAAUUAGACGAAGUCAAGAGGCGUUUCGACCUCGCACCCAACGCACAGCUCCCUGACGCCGCCGACCCUCGCAUCACUGAUGACAUGGCUACAGAGUCACUUUCUGGAUUCAGUACGUUGACGCAGCAAGCUCUGGACCGGUUUGGGAGCAACGUAGUGAGCAUGCUGAAGCAAUGCUUGGCCAACUCCCUGGCCACUCGUCAAGGCACCCUCCUCUACGAAGAAAUGGCCUCCAUUAUGCGCGCUUUGUUCGAUGAGCUAUUCGAGAAAGAGGUGGAAAUCAUCCACCACAACAUUAGCUGCCUGAUCCAUAGGCCCAUCACCUACUCGAAGGAGUGGUGGGACACCAAGAGAGACGAGCAUUUGCAGAAACUUCGCCAAGGCCGAACCGAAGCUCGUGUAUUGGAGCGCCUCGACGACAUGGAAGCCGAGGGGCUCAAAGUUCCUUCUACCCUGGAAGAGCGCAAGAAGAAGGCCACCGACCCCGUAUGGAUAGCCAACAACGUCCGCUCCCCAGCCUUCGAAAUCGAAUUAAAGGAACUUGCCGUACCGCUCACCUUUUACGAACUCGCUUCCAGCCAGCUCGUCGACAACGUCGCGAGAAAUUUGGACUUUCUCAUCUACCAGAUUGAGAAUCGUCUCAAGACACGUUUGUUAGAAGGUCUUCGCCCGACCGAUUCUCAGCGAGCUGCAACUCUACUCGCAGAGGAUCCGAAGCGUGAGGAAAUGCGUGCGACGUUGGAGAGUGAGAAGCAGAAAUUGGAGUUGGCGAUUGAGAAGUUGAAGAUUCUGUCUAGCACUGAUCAUUGAUGGGAUGUGAUGAAGGAGGUUUCAAAACGUCUGGGGGUUUGGUCUUUUCUUUUUGAAAGAUGUCCCAUGAGACCUGUGGAAUGGAAAGAGAAUAAGAAUGGUUCGGAUUGUCGCCUGUAUGCGCGCUAUGCACGAUACAUACCCCGUGUCUUGUCGAUGAUGCAAAGGGCCUGAACAGAGGCAGAGGCAUUCACAUGGCAGAUAACACCCCCUCAUGGGUUGUAUGCUCGAGUUGAAUGUAAAUAGAC